Molecule: messenger RNA, 480 nt
Organism: Amaranthus tricolor (Joseph's coat)
Lineage: Eukaryota; Viridiplantae; Streptophyta; Magnoliopsida; Caryophyllales; Amaranthaceae
Exons: 2
Coding region: 1-480 (159 amino acids)
Source: RefSeq, a predicted model, not a curated record
AUGGCAGGAGAAUCAACAAUACAAAGUGAAAAGUUUAUCGAGAAGAAUAGUUUUGGACAAUGGAAAAUUAAGAUGAAGGUUCUAUUAAAAAAAACAUCAAAUAUAGCGCCCGUUGAUUCAGUAGAGUACAACAUCUACAUUGAGGUCGGGAGACUGAGACGCGUAGUGAGAAUAAAUGGAAGGGAAGGGGACGACGACGGAAUCGUGGUUGAAGCUGGAGUCAUUGUAAAUGACAAAGUCGCUAACCAACAAGCUUUUACCGAAACAACAGUUGUUUUGCCGUCAGAUGCAGUCAAGUACUCCCUUACGGGAAGUCUUGAAAAACUUAACUCUAUUUUACUUGACUUGUAUAAUUUAGAUGUUAAAAUAGAAGAUGAGGAUGUUGUGUUAAUACUGCUUGUGUCUUUACCAUCUAGCUUUGAGAGCCGCGUAGAGUCUUUUGUUGUUGAUAAAGACUCAAUUACCUUAGAAGAAGUUUAG